CUCGUGGGCGCUCCCCGGCCUGGCUGUCGCGCCGCCGCAGAGGAUCCCUGGCCGUCCCGGAAAUGCUCUCGGCCGGCGCCAACAUGGCUGCGGCCCUGCGGGCUGCGGGCGCGCUGCUCCGCGAGCCGCUGGUGCAUGGCGGCUCGAGGGUCUGUCCGCCAUGGAGGUGCCAGUCGGGUGCAGCGGUGGCAGCCACCACAGAGAAAGCGCGUCAAGCCAAGACUGCAACACCUCAGGCUCAACCAGAAAGGAGGAAGCCCAAAACCGGCAUAUUAAUGUUAAACAUGGGGGGCCCCGAAACCCUCGGAGAAGUUCAAGACUUCCUUCAAAGACUCUUCUUGGACCGAGACCUCAUGACACUUCCCAUUCAAAAUAAGCUGGCGCCAUUCAUCGCCAAACGCCGAACCCCCAAAAUUCAAGAGCAGUAUCGCAGGAUCGGAGGUGGAUCCCCCAUCAAGAUGUGGACUUCCAAGCAGGGAGAAGGCAUGGUGAAGCUGCUGGAUGAGCUGUCGCCUGACACAGCACCUCACAAAUACUAUAUUGGAUUUCGGUACGUCCAUCCUCUGACAGAAGAAGCAAUUGAAGAGAUGGAGAGAGAUGGCCUAGAAAGGGCCAUUGCUUUCACACAGUAUCCACAGUAUAGCUGCUCCACCACGGGCAGCAGCUUAAAUGCCAUUUACAGAUACUAUAACGAGGUGGGACGGAAGCCCACCAUGAAGUGGAGCACAAUUGACAGGUGGCCCACGCAUCCCCUCCUCAUCCAGUGCUUUGCAGACCACAUUCUGAAAGAACUGGAUCAUUUUCCACGGGAGAAGAGAAGCGAGGUGGUCAUUCUGUUUUCUGCCCACUCCCUGCCAAUGUCUGUUGUCAACAGAGGGGACCCCUAUCCCCAAGAAGUAGGUGCCACUGUCCACAAAGUCAUGGAAGAGCUAGGUUACCCCAACCCCUACCGACUGGUUUGGCAGUCCAAGGUUGGCCCAGUAUCCUGGUUGGGUCCUCAAACAGAUGAGGCUAUCAAAGGGCUUUGUGAGAGGGGGAGGAAGAAUAUCCUUUUGGUUCCAAUAGCGUUUACCAGUGAUCACAUUGAGACACUUUAUGAACUGGAUAUUGAAUACUCCCAAGUAUUAGCAGAGAAGUGUGGAGCGGAAAACAUCAGAAGAGCGGAGUCUCUUAAUGGAAAUCCAUUGUUCUCUAAGGCCUUGGCUGAUCUGGUACACUCACACAUCCAGUCAAACAAGCUGUGCUCCACGCAGUUGACUCUGAGCUGUCCGCUCUGUGUAAAUCCUGUCUGCAGGGAGACUAAAUCCUUCUUCAGCAGCCAGCAGCUGUGACCCUGCCUGAGGACCCGUGGGAUUUGCAGAUGCACAAC
Peromyscus eremicus (cactus mouse) is the source of this 1369-nucleotide messenger RNA. It is a transcript of the gene Fech, whose product is annotated as ferrochelatase. NCBI's taxonomy places the organism in Eukaryota, Metazoa, Chordata, Mammalia, Rodentia, Cricetidae. The record is from RefSeq and is a predicted model, not a curated record. The transcript is spliced from 11 exons. Gene Ontology annotation, molecular function: protoporphyrin ferrochelatase activity. Gene Ontology annotation, biological process: heme biosynthetic process. The coding region runs from base 63 to 1331 and encodes 422 amino acids.